Mandrillus leucophaeus (drill) is the source of this 592-nucleotide messenger RNA. RefSeq lists its product as uncharacterized. Lineage: Eukaryota; Metazoa; Chordata; Mammalia; Primates; Cercopithecidae. Bases 180 to 494 code for a protein of 104 amino acids. The transcript has 2 exons. The record is from RefSeq and is a predicted model, not a curated record.
CUCACCGAAUGCGGGUGCACGCUGCGAAUCCUGAAGCCGGUCAGGUAACGAGGUGCAGAGGUGUGGGAAACACCUGGAGGGAGGCCUCCCUGGGGGCCAACUAGCCUAACCAGCCGGGACCAGCGACCAGAAGUGCUUCUGACGUUAACGCGACACACGGAAGGUGCGUAGGGUACGUAAUGGAAGUGACCGCAGAGGCCUCUGGGUAUUGUAGUUUUGGAGCUAGAGAGGCGGGCAAGCAGUUGGCUUUGCCCACACAGGGUGCCUCUGACAUCUGCACAGCGCACACAGCCGAGUUUAAGAGCCCACUGUUAAGAUGCCCAAGUGACGUUGACAAGUUUCUCCUCUGCGAGCCAAUGAGAUCUGAUGACUGCGAGAGCAUCAUGGGACCGCCAAAGGAUUCUGGAAAAUGCGGUCCCGGGUGGCCAGUGUGCGCUGACCUUCACCUGCAGGUGCGGCUUGAGGGAAACUUCUGGAGGGUGGGGUGGAAUUGAAGCAGAGGCACAAUUGUAACCUUUCUGCUCAAUAUGGGUGUUUUCUUUAUGCAUUAGUUUGUGUUUUUAAAGAUAUUACAUUAAAAAUUUGUUUAUCU